AAUUAUUUGUUAUACAUAAACAUAAAAUAAAGGCAAAAAAAAAACAAAUUACUCAUUUCAACAACUACUUAUCGGGUGAAAAUAAAAAUAACUCAGGCAAAAGAAGUCUACAUCCUAGUCAAAACGUAACAACUAUAAUCUUAUCUUAUUAUAAAAACGAUUAAUAUUAAUAUAAUUUAACUAUCGCCACAUUUCUCCCGCUCUUAUUUUACGUCAUUACCAGAAACGCCCCUUGGCUUAGAACAAACACGUUGCUUUGAAUCGUCACUUCCUUUGGGCUAUAUAUAACCAUCUCAUGUUGCUUUGAAUCGUCACUAUUCCAAUCAACAGUGUUAUAUAAACGAGGCUCUUGUUCAUACAUAUAUAUUUCUUCAGUUACACAACUUAUUGUUCAACUACUACUGCUCACUUGUCUUAAGAGUUUUUACUCUCUUUGUCUACAGUGUAUCUAUCUGUUGCCAUGACGAACACACCGACACCAACCGCUAGCGCUUCCUGUUCUACGUCGAAAAUCGGUGGCAAUGAAAGUGAUGCUCCUGCAAUGUUGAGUUCCGAUGUUGUGUAUGCUGCUGAGCCAGCUGUCGAUGGAAACAAGAUGAAAAUUUCUGUUCCUCUUAACAGGAUGAUAAGCAAGGAUGGUGUUGUUGUUUCUCCAGUGACGAUUGAGGUUCCUAUACCGAGAACAAUGCUGUUACCAGAAUCAGGGAGGUGGCCUGAUCAUGCUCAGUUGUUGUUCCAGAAUCGCAUGAAUUUUAAGGAAAGCGGAAAACCUGUAAGGUUUGUGUUCUACAAGGGUGGAGAGUGGUCGAGAUUCGGGGAUGGAGUGGUUGAUGUGUUGAGUUCAGCCUUUGUAAGUGGCAAAGCUAUGUAUGAGGUGGAUAUUGGAAGCUUUAAAUUUAUAUUUGAUUUUUAUCGUAUGAUAGCUAUUGAUUUUGUCAGGGGGAUAGAGAUGUUUAUAGGUUGGAUGGAUGACAAUAACAAGUGGUGUUUUCCUAAGGUUGUCUUUGAGGGUUCAGAAAACAUGGAGAGUCGCAAGAUUGAACUGGAGCUAAGAACCACUGAGAACAAGUCAACUGGAGAAGAGUUGGGAAAGAGGAAGAGGGAAAGCGAGGAGAACGAAGGGGAGAAGGGAGAAUGCAGUCCAUCUCAUAUCAAACAGCAGCGUGUUGUCGACACUCAAUUGCUGCCACCAAAGUGGCCAAGGACAAGGUUACUGAGGGAGGAGGAGAGACUGAAUCAGAUGAUAAAGGGUUUAAUCUUGUCUUUUUUGAGUGCUGAAGCAACAGUCACUGGUGUUCAUCAGUGUCUUAGAACGGGGCCGCCGUUUCAGACUUUUCAAAACACUGUGGAGACCGUAAGGAGAGCAAGAGGGGAGCCUCUUGAGUAUGCGUGGUAUGGCACAUCGUCCAAAAAUGUGGACUGCAUUGAGCGUACAACAACAACAACAACAACAAACCCAGUGUAUUCCCACCUAGUGGGGUCGGGGGUAAGAUGUACGCAGUCCAUACCAGAUACUGGAAUUGGAGUAGAAUCAACGGGGACUCGGAGCCAGGGUUCCCUUUGUUCGGUGUCCGGGGAAGAGAAAGGAAUCUAUUCGGGAAGCGCUUACCAGCCCCUUUAUCGAUACCAAGGGGAAGCAGGAAUUAGACCAAUAGGGCACUGCUCUAUAUUGGGAAAGCUUGAACAGGUGGAUUUCCAAUCUAAGCAACUGUCUCCGUCAACUGCGGAUUUUGAUAAUGGAGACUUGACGAAUCCAAACUUAUAUGUGGUGUGGCCUAGCUAUAUGAAAACGCACAUUCUACCAGUCUGUAUAGUCAGCUAUAAAUUCGAGCUUCUAACGGUAGGUAAAUAUUGUUCCUUUUCAUUAUUAUCAUUCGUUUCAAUUACUUUUGAAUAUCGUGAGAGAAAUGGAACACUCAAGUGCAAAUACAGGUCUACUAGAUGGUGAUCCUCUUGCUCAUAACGCAUGGAGUACAUUACUAUCCAAGCUAAGUAGUUGGCUUCCACCACCAAAAGUGCUGGAGUUGCAAAGUUUGUACGACUCCUAUAAGGAAGGAGAAGUAGAGAAAGAAAAGUUCCUGAUACAGUUACGAUCUGUUGUUGGUGAUGAGUUCUUGCAUUCCAUUAUUCAGGACAUCCGCGGCUGAGAUGAGGUUCUUUGGUGUCUAAUCUUGUUCUAAGUGUAAUGUUACCUUUUACAUUGGGAAACCAUAGCAGUAGCUAGGAAGCAAGUUGUUGUAGUGAUAUAAAAGAUUCAGGACAUUUUAAAACUUUUUCCUUGUCAUCAUGUUCUUUGUCUUUGUAACUUGGGAACAACUUAUGUUAAACUUUUCAGUUUUUCUUUGAUGACAAGCUUUAUAGACACACAAAUUGCAUAUACGUAGUGCUGCAUGUGAGAAGUUUUACAUUCCGUGUCAGUGAAGCUUCCAAAGAAUGCCCUUUUUAAAUUUGUGAACAACUUCCGUUUAACAACAACCACAAAAAUGUUAUGGCGUGUCUAAUAGCACUAGUUUCAAAAGUUACCUUUUCUUUUCUUAAACAUCGUGCUCAAUCAAACAGGAUCACAUAAGCUAGUGGCAAUAAUGUGUUUGUAAAUUAUGUCAGCAUACUGUGGUAUCAUGCUUCCUUUAUAUAACAGUGUGGACUGUAUUAUUCAUUUAGUGGGUAGCAUAUAGUUUUCAGAAUUGUCACAACUAGCAGGUUAAUUUGAUUGUUGAUAUUUGCUGUGCUUCGAAUGGUUAUUUUAUCAGGCCUUGCUUUACUCGUGCAUGAUGCAUAUACGUAGUGUUGCAUAUUUGCUGUGCUUCGAAUGGUUAUAUUAUCAGUCCCUAUACGUAGUGUUGCAUAUUUUCUGUGCUUCGAAUGGUUAUUUUAUCAGUCCUUGCUUUACUCGUACAUGAUGCAUAUAUGUAGUGUUGCAUCUGAGAAGUACAAACACACGCUCCAUUUCAAUCCAUGUGACCUGUUUUUGAGUUUGAUUGGUCUAUACUAUCCACCAA
Messenger RNA from Capsicum annuum, 2999 nucleotides. Its product is annotated as inactive poly [ADP-ribose] polymerase RCD1. Lineage: Eukaryota; Viridiplantae; Streptophyta; Magnoliopsida; Solanales; Solanaceae. The record is from RefSeq and is a predicted model, not a curated record.